This is a messenger RNA of Mizuhopecten yessoensis (Yesso scallop), 3580 nucleotides long. RefSeq names its product kelch-like protein 2. Gene Ontology annotation, molecular function: protein binding. The transcript is spliced from 12 exons. Lineage: Eukaryota; Metazoa; Mollusca; Bivalvia; Pectinida; Pectinidae. The record is from RefSeq and is a predicted model, not a curated record. The coding region runs from base 213 to 1958 and encodes 581 amino acids.
GUUUUCACAGAUCUAGACGAAAACAUUGCAUUGACAUAAUAAGUUUUCUGCUGUUUGCCUUAAAAAUGAGGCGUUUAUCGGUUAAACUUACAGCUCCUUGGAUGUGAAUUGAAUCUCAAAUAUAACUGGUUUAGCUGGAAUUGUUAACUUCAAGACAUGAUUGAGUUAAUAUUACUGGUGUAGCCCUUGUGAGCUGUUGUCCGUCCUCCAACAUGUCGACUCUCGAAGCGGUACGUCCUAGGAACUUGAUGUCACGAGAGCGUCCGGCAUACAAACAUCCUCAUCAUACACAGAAGGCAUUUGAAAUCCUGAACCAGAUGAGAAGAGAAUGUCUCCUUUGUGAUGUGGUGUUGAUUGCUGACACAACUGAAAUUUUGGCACAUAAAGUAGUUUUGUCAUCCUGCAGCCAGUAUUUCUAUGCCAUGUUUACUGGUGACCUGGCAGAGGCCAAGUCUGAUCGAAUCACUCUACAAGAAAUAGAUCCCGCAGCACUGGUUCAACUGAUUGAUUUUAUGUACACAUCAGAAGUAAAUGUAACAGAAGAAAAUGUGCAGGUGUUAUUGCCUGCUGCUAACAUCCUACAGAUGACGGAGGUUAGAGAUGCCUGCUGCGAGUUUCUUCAGUCCCAGCUUCAUCCAAGUAACUGCAUCGGCAUCCGAGCCUUUGCUGACCUGCAUGCUUGUACAGACCUACUUCAGUACUCCCAAACCUACAUAGAACAACACUUUGUAGAUGUGGUACAACAUGAUGAGUUCCUGUCCCUCCCCUCGUCUGAAGUGGCCAAGAUGAUCUCAAGUGACCGUCUCACUGUCACAUCUGAAGAACAGGUAUAUGAAGCAGUAAUGAUGUGGGUCCAACAUAAUCGUACCACGCGGGAAGACUUUCUGGCUGACCUCCUGGAACAUGUGCGUCUGCCGUUGGUUACACAUGAGUACUUGAUACAGAGAGUGGACGAGGAGCCACUCAUCAAGAUCAGCAGUCGGUGUAAGGAUUUCCUCAUAGAGGCUCUUAAGUUCCAUCUACUCCGGUCAGAGCAGAAGGCAGCCUACAAAUCGCCUAGGACCCUGCCACGUACCCCACGUGGACUUCCAAAGGUGCUGCUAGUGAUCGGGGGACAAGCCCCUAAGGCCAUCAAGAGUGUGGAAUCGUAUGACUUCAAGGAGGGCAAAUGGAGCACGCUGGCCGAGAUGCCUUCAAGGAGGUGUCGCUGUGGUGUGGCAGUUGUUAGCGGGAAGGUGUAUGCAGUGGGCGGAUUUAACGGGUCACUGAGAGUACGGACAGUGGACAUGUACGACCCGAUGAAGGAUGUCUGGACUUCCUGUCCUAGUAUGGAGGCACGGCGUAGUACACUGGGAGUUGCUGUCCUAAACAGUGUCAUCUACGCUGUCGGAGGGUUUGAUGGAUCAUCAGGACUGGACACUGCUGAAUGCUUUGACGUGCGGACAGAAGAAUGGCGGACGAUAGCCAACAUGAGUACCAGGCGUAGCAGUGUAGGAGUAGGAGUACUGGGAGGACAUCUGUUUGCUGUCGGAGGAUAUGACGGGGCGUCUCGACAGUGUCUCUCGUCUGUGGAGUGUUAUAAUCCUCAGCUGGAUACCUGGACAUCGGUUGUGGAGAUGUCGUGUCAUCGGAGUGGAGCAGGUGUGGGUGUGGUAGACGGCCUGCUGUAUGCAGUAGGUGGGCAUGAUGGACCGCUUGUCAGGAAAAGUGUUGAGAUGUUCAACUCCGAAACGAGCACCUGGUCACAGGUGGCAGACAUGCACCUUUGUAGGAGAAAUGCAGGUGUGGUGGCCAACGGAGGAUAUCUCUUUGUUGUUGGCGGUGACGAUGGAACUUCAAAUCUAGGAUCAGUGGAGUGUUACGACCCUAAGAUAAACACCUGGACGCUGUUAACAUCCAACAUGAUGACUGGGCGUAGUUACGCCGGUGUAUCUGUAAUAGAUAGACCAAUGUUAUAGCACUCAACCUGUCAAAUGUUGAAUACGAUAACUAAGGAAGGUUGUCGUAUUUGUGAAAUUGUCGUAGACCACUAUUUAGAAAUUGACCAGUUCUGUGUGUGAUUAUGCUGAUGAUGCAGUUUCAUUGGCAUCGUUAAACAAACUGUUUUAGCGUUUUGUCCUUUGUUGGUAAGAUAAAAGUGUCAUUAUGCUUGCGUAUCCGUCAUAGUAAGACAUUUGCUAAUAGCAGUUGACCAAUGCUUUGUGAAUAUGAUGAUGGUGUGGCUACAUCAAUGCAUUUAUUACAAAAUCAUCAACACCAAUACUUACUCUAUGAGAAAAAGACCAAUAAGACAGACCUAUCCUUCAUUGAAACUUCAGAUGUGGCAUCAAAUCUCAAACAGGAGUAUCAGCAGUGUGUAUGAUCAGGUCUAUGUUUGAGUAUAUGUAGAAGACAGCAGAGCGUAUUGAUCACACUGAUCAUUCCAGUCAACUGAGCUGUAUGCGCACCCCCUUUUUGACAUGACAAUAUUUACCUAAAAAAGUGUGCACUAUACAGUAAUAGCAAUCUAGGAAGUACUUUGCCAGAAAAUUGGGCUCCCCUCAGUAAUGGAUUUUAUUGACUCGUUCUUUCACACCAAACAGACCAUGAUAAAAUUGGGUUAAAAUGCUUCCAUUGAUCCAAUGAGACCCUUUCCUCUCAGGCCCAGGUUUCAUGAACGUUCCAUAAGUUAAGGAGCUCCUUACCUUAAGGAACGUUCAUGAAAUUGGGGCCAGAUGCAUUAGACCUUGCUGGUACAGCUACCCAAAAGGUGACUUUCCAGCUAUCUACUAUAGGCGACUGGUGUACACAGAUAUUUCUGAAGCAAAUAUGUUUCAAGAGUUUCCUGAAAUGCUUUUCACUUAUGCUUAUUCAGACUUAAUUUAUAAAUUGAUGACUCAUGUUUGAGGUACACAAAAAUUAAUGACACAUGUUUGAGGUACCCAAGAAUUGAUGACACAUGUUUGAGGUACACAAGAAUGGAUUAGACAUGCUUGAGGUACCCAAGAAUUUAUGACCAGGUUUGAGGUACACAAGAAUGGAUAAGACAUGCUUGAGGUAUUCAGGAAUGAUGACACAUGUUUGAGUACACAAGAAUGUAUGCCAUGGUUAUUCUGAAUCCUAAGUUAUCAAUGUUAGUUGAAAACAAAGUAAGAGAUGAAUUCUCACGCAAGUACAAGUAUGGAGUAGAGUAACAUAGAACGUUUAGAUAACUUACUUGUGGACAAUCACAUAAUGACAUGGUUUUGAAAUGUAAACAGUGGACAGAAGAGAUUUAACAUAUUGCUUGGUGAUUAUGAAUCAAUUGGGUAAUAGUGAAUACUUUCGAUUAUUAAUAAUACUGAGUAAAGUAUGAUAUCAGCCAUUGGCUACAUAUAUUUACAGAAGUACCCCGGUGUACUGGACAAUCAAGUAAUACAUGUAAGAUUAUGACUAAGCAAUGUUAUUGUAUCAAUGAUACGACGUUGUGUAACAUUUGGCAACUUACAAGUUGUCAUUUCAGACAAACCAAGUCCUGUGUACCACAUAUCACAAAUGUUCUGUGUACCACACAUGUUCUGUGUACCACACAUCACACAUGUCCUGUGUACCACACAUGGUA